Molecule: messenger RNA, 822 nt
Organism: Prorocentrum cordatum
Lineage: Eukaryota; Dinophyceae; Prorocentrales; Prorocentraceae
Source: the annotation of a GenBank genome assembly
AUGGAACUCCUCAAGUUGGCCCCUUCGGGGUUCCCAACUCACACCACUUUGAAGGCCGCAUUCGUUCACCUCGACGCGAAGUUCACCAUCUUCUGCCCCAAGAAGACCAGAGGGCGAGCAGCCGACUCGGCAAACGCAUCAGACGUGUGGCGCGUGAUGUGCAAGGACGUCUACAACAUGCAGAAGUCUGGCGUGUGCGGCCCCGAGAUGAUUGAGCUCGUCGACCUUGUCAAGUUGCGCGACCCGCCCCCGACGGGCCAGCCGACGCUGCUGUCCGACGCGGAUCCGCCAAUCGUUUCUGCCACGCCAGAGUUUGCGGAAUUCUCAGGUUCUGAGCCCGACGAGACGAUGGAGAUUUCCGAUAGCGACGUCGAGGUCCUGAAUGUCAGUUGCCGUUGCCCUGACUGCCGAGCAGGCGCGCCCAGCGCAGCGAUUGGAGGGCAGCGUCGCGAGACCGAGAUCCCAGAGACGACGGUGCAGAAAGAGGCACCAAGGCGCAGGCUCAAAGGCAAGCAGUUUCCGCCGCGCAGAGGGAAGGCCAGGCGUAUCUUUGCGAAGAGCGCCGCGAGGACCGAGGGGACUUUUACGAAGUGGUUCUGGCCCAUCACGAUGACGAAGAGGGCGCCCGAACCACCUCGUAUGAUCGGCGAGGCCUACCUCCAGCACGGCACCUCCGAUCCCAAGAAGAAGAGGAGUUUCGUCGUCGGGUUGAGCAGCAACAGGCACGCCAAGUACAUCGAGAUCAUUACUGAGCUCAAAUGCCUCAUCGAGGCCAAUGGCAUCACGAACCCCAGCGACGCGAAGCAGUGGGUGCAGGGCCAG